GUCCUCCACUUUAACAGGCUGCAGAACAAGCCCUGACACGUUGGGGGGAGGGACGGGGGAACACCAAAAGGGUGAGGAGGCAUAGACAAGUCAGAACAUGCCCAAGGACUAUGAAUCCCACCUACAAGACCCACCAAGGGGUCCCUAGCACAAAUCCUGUCACAUGCAAAGAAGAAACUGGUCCUGUGAGCUGGGCUGAGAGGCCCCCACAUCUGGGUCCGACCCAACAGGAUGACCAUGCAAGAUUACUGGGGCAGACUUUGGGCUUUGCAUGCAAGACAGGCAACACUGUCUGUAAAAAUGGAAAACCAGAAUAAAAUGACAGCUUCAGAAGAACACGUGCAUGGGGACAAUAAAGAAAAGGCCCAAAGGAGAUCCCAAAAAAGACCAAACAAACAGGAAGAAUUGGCCAACGGGCCUGUGAACUGCCAACUAGAUUUCAAGAUCGAUGCUGCAAAUAAGAGGCAGAAGACCAAGCACGCAGUCACGACUGUCCUGUUAAACUAUCCUGACUCCUGCAAAAGCAGCAAGACCCAGGCUUUGGGAAACAGACCACAGCCCCAUGCUCUUAGAGACCACAGCUACUACAGAAAGAGCAAGCGGAUCAGUAAGAGCAAUGGGGGUAUUGCAGAGCUGAAAGACCAUGACUAUUAUCUAGUAGAGAGGAGUAGCCAGCAGGAUGCUGUUGAUAAAAGGGCUGACAGUGGUACUGUGACAGAGGCUAUUGCAAAUCAGGGGGGUGGUCAUACAAGUGCUAGUUGUGCUCAUAAGGCUGUGGCUAUUGUUCACAGGACAUUGAAGCAAAACACCCAGUUACAAACAAGGCCAUUACUUAGUACAGAUAAACUAGUUGGUGGGGCGGAGGGGAAUGUAACAGUAAGCAAAUGUUUUUAGCUCUCGAAGACCAUCAUGAUUUUCAAGCACAGAAGAGUAGCAGUCAGGAUGGUGGUGAUAAAAGUGCUGCUGGGGCUGUUAGUUCUGAUGCCUUAGCUUACAAGCAAGCAAAGCAGAGAAAAAAAAAAUGAAAAAAAAAAAAAAAAACAACAGGUAGAAUGAAGAUUGCUAAUUAGAAAAACUAAGCAAUUUUUGUGUCACUGCAAACAUCUUAUUGACAGGGGGUUACAGGGACCACAAGGACCCUUAAAUGCAAAUUGUUUUUCUGAAUGUGGUGGGCCAGUGAAUACAUCUACCAUGAAGUUUGAUGAUGAUCCCCUUGAAGGGCCUUCCUAGUUACUGCCCCCUGCAGAACAAGAUGCUGUGAAACACAAUGAGGAUGUUUCCCUGGGGAGGCUGUCUGUUGCACUCCCAAGUUCUGAGGAGGCAUUUGAAAUGCCAGCUUUACCACCACCCUCAAGUGUAGUACGGGUGGUAGAAGAAGCAGCAGUCUGCCUCAUGGCUUCCAUGGAGCAUGUUAGGCAUUAGGAAUGGCCAAUCUAGAGGUUUGGAGUUAGGCAAUAUGCAGAAGAAUACGGAUUUGUUAGUUUAGAUCAGAUAUUGCUACAUGAAGCUUGUGAAACAUUUGUUUGGGGUGUAGAGCAAAAUUUUGAUCACUCUACAGCACCUGUUUGAACCUGGUGAUUACGCUCAGCUCUGUCUUGAAGCUGCCAGCAUUCGUGACCCUUUGCAUUAUCCUGCUAUUAAUCUAAACAAUACGGACACUGCAAAAUUUUAGACUGUGACAGUACUCCCCUGAAAAGUAAGAGAGAACUGUGUUUUGAUCAGA
Anas platyrhynchos (mallard) is the source of this 1723-nucleotide messenger RNA. NCBI's taxonomy places the organism in Eukaryota, Metazoa, Chordata, Aves, Anseriformes, Anatidae. The record is from RefSeq and is a predicted model, not a curated record.